UAUCAUUAUUAAUUUUUUUUCUCAAAAAUAAUUACUUGAUUAUUCAAGUUCGUUGAAAAUGGAAACCUUAGAUGUGAUAUAAAAAAAAUUAAAAAAAUGUUAAAUGAAUAUGAUAUUACUAUAUCAGAUCAAAAUGAGGCACACAAAGUCAAUGUUAGGACAAAACACAAAAUCAAAUGAGGCCAACAAGUUUGAAACAAAGAAAAAUUGCAUUGCAUUAUAAAUUCCACACAACACAACACAGUUUCAAGCACCACCUCUCCAUAUAUACCCAAUUCAUUUCCCCUCUCUCCUUAGCUAGCCAUGGUGGAGCAUGAACAGGUACGGCCACUAGCUCCGUCCGCCGACCGGACAAGCAGCGACGACGAAGAAGCUACGAUCCAUUUGAAGAAAACUCGACGCAGAAGAUGCAUCAAGUGUUGUGGAUGCAUCACAGCUUCAUUGCUAGUCCCUGCAAUAGUGAUCGUGAUACUAAUUUUCACUGUUUUCCGAGUAAAGGAUCCUACCAUCAAAUUGAAUAAUGUGAUCAUCACUCACAUGGAGCUCAUUAAUAAUACAAUUCCUAAGCCAGGAACCAACAUCUCCUUAGUUGCAGAUUUAUCAGUGAAAAAUCCAAACAUAGUAUCCUUCAAGUAUGACAACACCACAUCAGCUCUUUACUACCACGGCGUGCUAGUUGGAGAGGCUCGAGGUCCUCCGGGUCAUUCCAAGGCCCGACGAACCAUGCGAUUGAAUGCCACUAUAGAUUUAGUCGCCGAUAAAUUGAUUUCGAACCCAAAUUUGAAUACUGACGCGGCUACUGGGCUGUUGACGGUGGACAGCUACACAAAGCUUCCAGGGAAGGUGAAAAUACUGAUAAUUAAAAAGCAUGUGACUAUAAAGAUGAAUUGCAGUCUUACAGUUAAUAUUUCAAGCCAGGCAAUUCAGUCGCAGAAGUGCAAGAACAAGGUUGACCUCUAGGGAUAUGGUUGCAGCCUCUUUGUGAUAUAUGUAAUUAAGAUAGAGUGCUAGAGCUGUUCUUGCUGCUGUGAGAUAUCUUUGUUUUCCGGUAUAUGUUCUGUUGUUGUGAUUCAGUUCAUGUAUUGGGUUCUUAUUUAAUUUCUGAUAAUUUUAUCUUUAUAGCACACAAUUAUA
Molecule: messenger RNA, 1134 nt
Organism: Ricinus communis (castor bean)
Lineage: Eukaryota; Viridiplantae; Streptophyta; Magnoliopsida; Malpighiales; Euphorbiaceae
Product: late embryogenesis abundant protein At1g64065
Exons: 1
Coding region: 304-960 (218 amino acids)
Cellular component (GO): plasma membrane
Source: RefSeq, a predicted model, not a curated record